Messenger RNA from Zychaea mexicana, 600 nucleotides. RefSeq lists its product as uncharacterized. Bases 1 to 600 code for a protein of 199 amino acids. The record is from RefSeq and is a predicted model, not a curated record. Lineage: Eukaryota; Fungi; Mucoromycota; Mucoromycetes; Mucorales; Lichtheimiaceae. The transcript has 2 exons.
AUGGCAACUAUUCAAGCUGGCUCAACAGCUUUUUAUCUACAAGGUGGCAACUCUUCUUGGCGACAAAGAAAAUUCUACCAGGAAUCAUUGGAGCAAAUUUAUUAUCGCUUCGGGUGUGGUAGCAACCAAGCACAGGAGGCCAUCGCGGCAAUGAAGCACGGUGGCAAUGCAACACAUCUGACAAUCAAUACUGGCAACAAAGCAUCUAUGGAGCGCCACACAUGCGACUGUUUGACACUGGACCAAGAGAUAUCACAUCUGGUGAAGCAGCAAUGGGGACAAAAGAAGGAACGAGAAGCACACCUGUCCAAGACGCAUCAAGCAAACACUGCGUCUAAAGGUCACUAUCAACAAGGGGCACAUUAUUACCAGAGGGAUCCGACGGCAUUGCGUAGACGCAAUAAUGGCGGCACUAUCCGUAUCCGACUUUCGAAUGCAUGCUGGCGAGCUCACGUUGAAGACACUGGUCGCACAACCGAUAAAUGCUACUCGACGAGAGAAUCAGUCGAUGGCUCCUGUCGCACGGGACAUAUAUUCAAGAACUGCGCAUUAUUGACAUUCGCACACACAUAUUGUUUAUGGCAGCAGCUUGACCGUUGA